Molecule: messenger RNA, 8124 nt
Organism: Priapulus caudatus
Lineage: Eukaryota; Metazoa; Priapulida; Priapulimorpha; Priapulimorphida; Priapulidae
Product: MAM and LDL-receptor class A domain-containing protein 2-like
Exons: 48
Coding region: 1-8124 (2707 amino acids)
Biological process (GO): nervous system development
Cellular component (GO): membrane
Molecular function (GO): protein binding
Source: RefSeq, a predicted model, not a curated record
AUGAUAAACCUAUUAGUCACAGUUGUGAUUGAGGGAACUGUGGGAAGCUCGUGGGUGAGUGACAUGGCCAUCGACGACCUCAGCUUCACGACGGGAUGCACGCAGCAGGGAGGCGGCAGCUUUACGACCGUCGCCACGCCGGCCCCGGGAACGCCGGCGACCACACAGAACCCGUGCGCGGCGGGCGAGUACUCGUGCGGCGACGGCGUCUGCAUCCCCGACACGCAGGUCUGCGAUUGGCUCUCGCAGUGCGCCAAUGGAGCAGACGAGGCCAUCUGUGGAGCUUGCACGUUUGAACAUGGAGAAUGUGGAUGGGGAGACAAAAGUACUGGUCAAUAUCAGUGGGACAGACAUUCUGGUUCACAGCCAAGUCACUUUGCUGGGCCACCUGUAGAUCACACUUAUGGCAACAGUUCUGGCUGGUAUGUGUUUGUCGAUGGAGCCACUGGUGAGUUCUUCAGCACGGCCAUCUAUCAAAGCCCCUUGCUCAGCGAGACGUCAUACAUGUGUUCGAUGAAGUUCUGGUACCACAUGUCGGGAUCGGACCAGGGCCAGCUCAGUCUGGUGUUAGACGCAGAUGGUACCGGCAACCAAAACAAGGAGCUGUGGACUGUUAAGGGCGACAAGGGUAAUCAGUGGAAUCCUGCCACAGUGUCGCUUGGCAGGCAGAUGAAAGGUUUCCGCAUGCAGUUUGAAUCAGAGAUUCCCAGAGAUCAGAUGAUUGCUCUUGUCGAUGACAUUGCUGUGGAUGACAUUGAAUUUAUCAAGUGCAACGCUGACAUAGUUAGCAUGGAAUGUGAUUUUACGAUGAACAAAUGUGGAUGGGUUGAUGACAAUACAGAUGACUAUGACUGGACAAGGCAGAAGGGAUCGACGAUGAGCUCUGGAACAGGCCCUAGUGGUGACCACACCACGGGAUCCGGUUACUAUCUGUACACGGAGGCAACCUCACGAAGUCCCGGUGACCGUGCCUGGCUGGACAGCGGUGUGCAGAAAGCCACAAACGCCAGCGGCUUGUGCUUCAGCUGGUGGUACCACAUGUACGGCGCUGACGUCGGCACCCUUAAUCUGAUCAUGUUUACGAGCAGGUUACGCAGCACCAUCUGGAUGAGGAACUCAGCUCAGGGAGAUGAGUGGAAGUUGGCUGAGAAAUUCAUCAACUCCACUGAUGACUACAUGCUUACGUUUGAAGGAAUCAUCGGCCAGAGCUACGCAGGCGAUAUUGCGAUCGAUGACAUAAUCACGUACCCUGGCCCAUGCCAGACAAUGGAGUGCGACUUUGAGUAUGACUUCUGCCAUUUUGUGAGUCACGUCAAUGGAUACAACAGCAGCUUCGACUGGACACGAGGGCGCGGCGCGACGCCAAACGCAGACACCGGCCCGUCGUUCGACCACUCGACGCAGACCAACACGAGUUACUAUGCCUACAUGAACUCGGCUAAGGGGAAGGCCGGUGACAGAGCCGGGCUUAUCAGCCCCCUGUACGACAUGACAUCAGAGAGGUGCCUGACGUUUUGGUACCACAUGUAUGGGUCUGGCAUCGGAUCCCUGUACGUGUACCAGUUUGAUCCGAAAGCGCAGCUGAUCCGACCCUCCUGGAUCAGGUCUGACAACAUGGGUGAUAUGUGGUGGAGAGGAACCGUUACCCUGUCAGAUAUUGGCAAGCCCUACAACGUCCUGUUUGAAGGUGAGGUGGGUACGGCCGGCAGUGGCGACAUCGCCAUCGAUGACAUGCAGAUCUCGGACCAUGCGUGUGGGCCGCCAGGAUUCUGCGACUUUGAGUCGAACAUGUGCAGCUGGGUGAGCGAUCGCACGCAGAAGUUUGAAUGGCUGCGCAACAAGGGUGGUACGCCAUCGACGACGACCGGCCCCGCAAACGAUCACACGACGGGAACGGAACUCGGCUACUAUAUGUACAUAGAGACGUCUACCAGCUUACCGAGUGGAACGAAAGCUCGAAUGUACAGUGAGCCUUUCCAGGCAACACCAAUGGGUGGUCAGUGCUUCAACUUCUGGUACCACAUGUAUGGUGCGAACAUUGGCGAGCUAAACAUCUACCUGAUGCAAUUCAACACAGCAAAUCCAGCUGAAAUCCUUCUCUGGCAAAAGUCCAAAGCACAGGGUAGCAGCUGGAAUGAGGCUAACAUACACAUCAGUUCCUCUACGGAAUGGUACCUUAUCAUAGAAGCUACGCUGGACACCGGCUAUUAUGGUGACAUUGCCGUUGACGAUUUGAUGGUUUUCGGUACGAGCUGCGAGGCAGUUACCACGGCGACGACGAAUAUGCCAACUCCCGCACCUACCUAUCCACCAUCGCCAUUUGACUGUGACUUCCAGGGAGGCUGGUGUUCGUGGCAGCAUGACAACACGGCCGAGUUCCAGUGGGUGUCUCUAAGAGGGGCAACUUCUGAUGAAGGCACUGGUCCAUUAUAUGAUCACACGAUGCAGAGUUCUGCUGGCUGGUACAUCUACGCUAAAGGUGGAGGACAGAAAGCUGGUGACAAGGCAAGGGUCGUCAGCCCACUGGCUGACUUUCCGACCGAUGGUGUCUGCUUCAAGUAUUGGUACUACAUGUUUGGGACGCACGUGGGCCGACUCAACGUGUAUAUGCGUGACAGCGCGGGCAAGGACACGCAGAUCUGGACCAGGUUCGGCACGGACAUCCCUGACUGGAAGUAUACGCAGCUGCACAUUCGGCACACAGGCAAAUACAUGAUUGUCAUGGAGGCAGUGGUAAACUCGUCAACUGUGGCUGCUGACAUUGCUCUGGAUGAUUUCAAAUUCAACAAGGGACCCUGCCCCGAAUCCAGCUCCUGCGACUUUGAGAAUGGAUGGUGUGAAUUCACUAAGGAUCCAGCAGGAAACUUCGACUGGCAGCUUGCAGAUGCUGCAACAGGCGCCAAGGACUUUGGUCCCACCAGUGAUGUCACAUACAGUACACAUGAAGGCUCUUACCUGUAUGUCUCCACCAAGCAGCAGCAGCCUGCCGGCAGCAAGGCUCGCGUGAACAGCCCCAUUUACAGUUCGGCAUUCAUGCAGUGCUUCCAGUUCUGGUACUGGAUGUCGGGAGCUAACGUCGGCACGCUGAACAUUUACUAUACUGAGGCCGCGACUCAGAAUCUUAUCCACUCUCAGUCAGUGUCCCAAGCCAACGAGUGGCAUGUUGUGCAGGUGAGGAUGAUGACCGUGUCGAGUUUCUUCCUCACCAUCGAGGCGGAGGUCGGCACGGCGGCGUCCGGCGCCAUCGCAGUUGACGACGUUGACAAGCUGCACGUGUGCGUGCCGCCAGGUGUUUGUGACUUUGAGCUAGACACGUGCACGUACCGCAAUGACCGGCAAAGCGCCAACCUCGACUGGCUGAUCGGGUCCGGUGAAACGCUGAAGCACGACACGGCACCGGCCGUCGACCACACACUAGGUACAAUAUAUGGUGGCUACCUAGUUAUGCCAUCAAAGUACGCCCAGCCUGGAGAGAAAGCCUACUUGCACUCAACAGUGAUGCAGAUCUUUAGCACUUCUGGUCAUGAUAGCUGCCUCCAGUUUUGGUACCAUAUGAAAGGGACACACGUGGGAACACUAAAUGUAGUGCUUCACAUGUACAGCUCUCCUGAAGUUGUAAAAGUUGUGUGGACCAAGACUGGUGAACAAGGUGAUGAGUGGUUCUUUGACCAAAUAGAUUUUACACCUGGUACAACUGCAUUCAAAAUAAUCUUUGAGGGUAUUGUGGGCAGUGGAAAUCUCGGUGAUAUCGCAUUAGAUGACCUGGUCAUGUGGAGCGGUAGUACCUGCCCACCGCCCCCAACCAAACCUCCUCCAUGCUACACCUGCCAGAGCACAGGAACAUGCAUUGACAGGAGCAGGGUGUGUGACUUCACUAUUGACUGUCCGGACGGAGAUGAUGAAACUCAAUGUGGCUACGACUGCACCUUUGAGACGGCUGAUGGUGCUACCUGCCUAGUAGAUGACAUAGACAGGACUGACUGCAGCAACUCUGGCAUGUACGUUGAUGAAACGUCCUGCCUAGCUCAAGGUUGUUGCUGGAAUGCAUCUGAAUCUGCAACCAUUCCGUGCUUCUACAGGAAACACUCUGUGUGUGGAUGGAGUUGGGCAAACACCGGUUGGUACCAGUGGAUAAGGCAGAAUGCGACGGCGCCAGCGGCUCAGACGGGUCCAGGCUACGAUCACACCACCAGCACACAGCUUGGUCACUACAUGUACAUUGCCGAUGAUACUGGCUCUUCGUCAUGGUACGCGGAACUAGUAUCUGUUGAGCUCCAACAAGCUAGCGCCACCUGUGAGCUGACAUUCUGGUACUGGAUGAGAGAUGCUUUCGGCGGAGAGUUACGGGUAUUCCAUAUAGAGGGAGCUAGCAAAACUAGGAUGUGGGAGCUGGCUAAAAACAUGGGAUCACAGUGGAACCGAGCUACAGUACAGGUAUCCAGGUUGACGCGUCCAUUCAAGAUUUCGAUCACUGGUGAUAAGUACGGUUAUACCGGCGGAGAAAUUGCUCUUGACGAUGUGAAAUUUGAAUCAUGUGAAUUGCCUAUGCCAUCAUCAGAUGGCAAAUGUGUUACUGGUGAAUUCCUUUGCACCAGAAAAUCCUGCGUCAGCAAUUCCAGGAUCUGUGACCAUACAGACGAUUGCGGCGACCAGUCGGAUGAAGAUGCCACCUUGUGUCAGGCGUACAACAAGUGCGACUUUGAGAACGGUCUGUGCGACUGGAACCAGAUGAAUGGCGACGAUUUCGACUGGGAGAGAACGUCGGAUGAAACGCUAUCCUAUCUGACAGGCCCCUCACGUGAUCACACCACCAACAGCAGGUUCGGCUACUACAUGCUGAUAGAGACGUCCUCCCCGCAGCUGCCGGGCUACCAGGCCAGACUAAAGAGUCAAGCGUUCACUGUAGCGGGGAGUAGCGGCUGCACGGUGAGGUUCUACUACCACAUGUACGGCCCGACGGUCGACAAGCUGGCCGUGUACACACGCACCGAGGUCGGCGGCAUGCUCACGCAGGUGUGGUCCCGCGUUGGAGAAGUAGGAGACUACUACGAGAGGAUCGAGAUCCCCUUAGUCAUCACACAACCGUUUGAGGUCAUCAUAGAGGGAACUGUCGGUUACGGCAUCACAGGCGACAUUGCUAUCGAUGACAUCAGUUUCACACCUGGAUGCCAGCCAUAUGACAAGGACUUGCCGGGUGGUACAACGCCUGUACCCACUGUUGGUCCAUGCGGAGAUGGCAAGUGGCAGUGUGCCGAUGGUCAAUGCAUCCCUGAGACGGACAGAUGUAACUGGUUCAACCAGUGUCUAGAUAACUCGGAUGAAAUCGACUGUGGAACGUGUGAUUUUGAGAAGGCAAUGUGUGGCUGGUAUGAUAUCAGCACAGGGCUAUAUGGCUGGAAGCACAAGCAGGCUGGUGGCUCGACAGGGCCUGGCUCAGACCACACAUCUGGAGCAAGCGGAUACUACAUGCACGUGGAAACGGGAGUUGGUGUGACGCAUAACUAUGCGGCACUCAGUUCUCCGGUGUACGGAGAGGCGGCCUCCACGUGCAUCAUGAAGUUCUGGUACUACAAAGUCGGCGGGCAAGACGAGACCACGUUGGAGGUAUACGCGGGCUCGCCCGGUAACAAGGGAACACGAAUUUGGUACGAGUACGGAGACAAUGGCAACCAGUGGGUGCAGGCCACUGUGCAGGUGGGUCGUCGCAGCAGCGGAUUCAAUCUGCAGGUAUACGGCACGCACACCAACAGCCAUGACGACAUCGCUAUCGACGACGUCACGUUCGCCAACUGUGAUGUCGGCGGCGGCGGCGGCCAGUGCAAGCCGGGCCAGCGGCAGUGCACGAACGGGAACUGCGUAGAGGAGACACAGUGGUGCGAUUUUUCGGACGACUGUGGGGACAGAUCGGACGAGACGGCCUGUGACUUGUACGUGGAGCGAUGUGACUUCCAGGCGGACUUCUGCAACUGGACAAACGACACCAGCGUGCUGCUGAGGUGGGAGCGAUACGCAGGCCCUCGUCAAUGGUACAUGACAGGCCCUGAUGGGGAUCAUACAUAUGGCAACACAUCUGGAUAUUUCACCUACCUGAAUACAUUCAAUUACCACCAGGAGGGAACGCCUGGGCGCAUGAAUGGCCCCAUAUUCCAGCCCUCUAUAGGCUGUACAAUGCGAUUCUGGUAUCACAUGUUUGGACAAGAUAUCAACGCACUGAACAUCUAUGUGAGGUCAUACGACAGUGACCCACUCUACAGGGUGUGGAGUAAGACGAGUCAACAGGGAGACAUCUGGCACAGAGCAGAAAUCAAUUUCGACAAAAUACAGAACAAUUACCAGGUUGUCAUCGAAGGCUUGAUGGGCCCUAGCUACCAGGGAGACAUUGCCGUUGACGAUAUCUCGUUCACACCCGCGUGCAUCGUCAUUCCCGGCGCCACCGUCCCGCCGAUUGCUCCCACCACUCACGCCCCCGUCACUAAGCCAGGCGGCUGCAACCCCGGUGACUUCUACUGUACGGAUAACAUCACCUGCAUCGCUGCAAAUAAAAAGUGCGAUUUCACGCGCAACUGCGCCGACGGCUCGGACGAGGAUGAAUGCCCAAACACCUGCGACUUUGAAAUGGACACCUGCAACUGGGAGGACCACAUCAACGAUAACCUGACGUGGGUGUGGGGCACAGGAGCAGAGUCGAACCCGUACUACGGUCCCUACACUGACCACAAUGGCGUCUCGUCUGGCCACUUCAUGUUCCUUGUUAUUGCGGACACGUACAACCUCUACUACCAGACGGCGUCACUCAUCAGUCCAACGUACAGCCGCGCGACCGACACAUGUCUGCUCAGCUUCUGGUGGUUCCUCUCCUACAGCUACAUCGUGGUCGAGGUGAAGGUUGAGUACGACGGCUCGGUGACGUCGCUCUUCAGGCCGAUGAACGGUUUCACGUCGUCGACGUGGUACCAGCAGACGGUCGGCGUCGGCGCGCGGCACGGAGACUUCCGCCUGCACAUCGCCCUCACUCACUCGUCGAUGAUAUCGUACGGCGCCGGUCUCGACGACAUUCAGCUGACGGACUGCGCGUUCCCGGCCGCCGCGUUGUCGUGCCCCGCGGACAAGUUUUGGUGCCGGGAGUCGCUGGCAUGCAUCGAUAAGAACAGGUUGUGUGACAUCACAGAUGACUGUGGAGACAACAGCGAUGAGACCGACCAGUGUUCCAACUACAUCAGGGACAACUUCGAAUCAGGACUCGGUGAAUGGAUGAAUACGGUUGAGGGAGAUGACUUUGACUGGACCAGACUCUCCGGCGUGACUCCCAGCCUAUACACUGGACCCUCGCGUGACCACACCCUCGGCACCAGCAAAGGAUACUUCCUGUAUAUAGAGACUACAGGUCAGCAGUAUCUGGACAAGGCGUGGCUCGUAAGCCCCAUCUUCAAUGCUAAGAAUGAUGGAAUCUGUAAGAUGCGCUUCUUUUACCACAUGUAUGGCAAGCGCGUUAACUCGCUGAAAGUGUACCAGCGGGUGUAUAGCGAUGGAGGAAUGACUACGGUAUUUAGUCAGUACUAUGAAGUGGGAAACUUCUGGAAACGGGCAGAGGUGCAGCUGAAGAGUGCUUCCAACUUCCAGCUCGUGAUCGAGGCUGUGACUGGUAACUACCAGGAGGGUGACAUCGCCAUCGACGAUGUAAGCUUCACGCCAGGCUGCGUGAAGGCGGACCCCGGCACGACCCUGCCGCCGUCGCCGACGACGACACAUCACACGACGCAGCCGACGACGCCGUAUACGGACAACUGCCGCCCAGACGAGUUUGUGUGCGACCGCGGGACUGUGUGCGUCCCGGCGGGUAAAGUGUGCGACUUUGUCCCUGACUGCAUGGACGAGAGCGACGAACAAGAGUGCACAAAAGAGUACUGCACAUUUGGCAAGGGCGAUAUGGGCACAAAAGAAGGAGACAUCUGUAACUGGGACCCAACACCAAACAGCAAUAAAUUCAUCUGGUAUUUGGGUCAGGGUCGAAACAAAACAUUGUUUGACCUUCGCCCAUCCCGUGAUCACACACAGAAUAGCACUGAAGGCUGGUUAUCUCUACGGCUGAACAGUAAGCUUCGUGUACAGAACACAGCUAGCUGA